Molecule: messenger RNA, 1287 nt
Organism: Monoraphidium neglectum
Lineage: Eukaryota; Viridiplantae; Chlorophyta; Chlorophyceae; Sphaeropleales; Selenastraceae
Product: D-3-phosphoglycerate dehydrogenase
Exons: 9
Coding region: 1-1287 (428 amino acids)
Molecular function (GO): NAD binding; phosphoglycerate dehydrogenase activity
Source: RefSeq, a predicted model, not a curated record
AUGCGUGCGGGCAAGUGGGAGCGCGGCAAGCUGGUGGGCGUGAGCGUGGUGGACAAGACGCUCGCCAUCAUGGGCUUUGGCAAGGUCGGCAACGAGGUUGCGCGCCGCGCCAAGGGCCUGGGUCUGACCGUGAUCGCCCACGACCCCUACGCCAGCGAGGACAAGGCGCGCGCCCUGGGGGUGCAGCUCGUAUCCUUCGACGAGGCGCUGGCCAGGGUGGGUGCCUGGGGCACGGGCGACUUCUUCAGCCUGCACAUGCCCCUGACCCCCGGCACCAAGAAGAUGUUCAACGACGACGCCUUCGCCAAGAUCAAGAAGGGCGCGCGCAUCAUCAACGUGGCGCGCGGUGGCGUGAUCGACGACGAGGCGCUGGCGCGCGCACUGGACUCUGGGGCCGUGGCGGCGGCGGCGCUGGACGUGUUUGAGGAGGAGCCCCCGAAGUACGAGGGCCACCCCCUCAUCGGCAGGCCCAACGUCAUCACCACGCCCCACCUGGGCGCCUCCACCGCGGAGGCCCAGGAGGGCGUGUCCAUAGAGGUGGUGGAGGCAGUGGUGGAGGCGCUGCAGGGCAAGCUGAGCGCCAACGCCGUCAACGCCCCCAUGGUGGCCCCGGAGGUGCUGCGGGAGCUGGCGCCCUACGUCACACUGGCAGAGGGCCUCGGCAAGGCCGCCGUGCAGCUGGUGGCUGACCAGGGUUUGACCGACAUCAAGAUCACCUACAGCACCCCCCGCGGCGACGACCUGGACACGCGGCUGCUGCGGGCCAUGGUCAUCAAGGGCAUCCUGGAGGAGACCACCACCAGCAACGUCAACCUGGUGAACGCCGACCUGCUGGCCAAGUCGCGGGGCCUGCGCAUCGCAGAGGUCACAGUCCGCAGCGAGGGCGCGGACGUGCUGACGUCACUCAGCGUCAGCCUGGGCGCGGCCAAGUCCAAGUUCAGCGGCUCCCUGGACAAGGAGAGCCGCAUCUACAUCGAGGGCACCGUCAGGGCGGGGCGGCCCUACCUCACCAAGAUCGGCGGCUUUGACGUGGACCUUUCUGUUGAGGGCAGUGUGCUGCUGUGCCGCCAGCGCGACCAGCCGGGCAUUGUGGGCACCAUCGGCAUGCUGCUGGCUAAGGACAACAUCAACAUCAACUUCAUGACGGUGUCCCGCACGGCGCGUAAUGAGGAGGCGGUGAUGGCCAUCGGCGUUGACAACGACCCCUCCCCCGACACCCUGGCCGGCGUGGGCAUGAUCAAGGGCGUCCUCGAGUGGGCGCUCUUCAAGGAGCUCAACCUCGCGUGA